GCAUGGAUGACAUUUCACCUGUCAAUGUUUCAAAAAUUCUUGAAAGUUUGGAGCAGAAAUCCAAACCCCAACUGCCCGUAAUAAGUUCGAAUCGUAUAUUAAGAAAAGCAGCACGUAUCGUUCAACUUGUAGAAGCUGAGAACAACUACAACGAUCCGGCCACUCAAGCAGAAUGGACGCAGAAAAGGUUAGUUUGGGUGCCACACGAGAACCAGGGCUUCGUCGCCGCCAGCAUCAAGGGCGAAAAGGGCGACGAAGUCGAGGUGGAGCUCCAGGAGACCGGCAAGAGGACAACCGUGCCCAAGGACGACAUCCAAAAGAUGAAUCCGCCGAAAUUCGACAAGGUCGAGGACAUGGCCGAACUCACCUGUCUGAACGAGGCCUGCGUCCUACACAACCUCAAAGACAGAUACUAUUCCGGUCUAAUAUACACAUACUCCGGCCUUUUCUGUGUCGUGGUGAAUCCCUACAAGAAACUUCCAAUUUACACAGAAAAAAUUAUGGAGAGGUAUAAAGGCAUAAAACGGCACGAGGUACCCCCGCAUGUGUUCGCCAUUACAGAUACAGCUUAUCGGUCGAUGCUUCAAGAACGGGAAGAUCAAUCGAUUUUGUGUACGGGAGAAUCGGGUGCAGGAAAAACCGAAAAUACGAAAAAAGUUAUACAGUAUUUGGCGUACGUCGCUGCUUCCAAGUCGCCCAAAGGAGCUGGAGCGCAGAAAGAUCUUAUCGGUGGAUUAGAACAGCAACUCCUGCAAGCGAAUCCGAUUUUAGAAGCCUUUGGUAACGCGAAAACCAUCAAAAAUGACAACUCUUCCAGAUUUGGUAAAUUUAUCAGGAUUAACUUCGAUGCUUCCGGUUACAUCGCUGGAGCCAACAUAGAAACCUAUUUAUUAGAAAAAUCUCGUGCCAUUCGACAAGCGAAAUCAGAACGAACGUUUCACAUAUUCUAUCAACUUCUAGCAGGUGCUUCCGAAACUCAAAGAAAGGAAUUCAUUUUAGAAGAUGCCAGAUCGUAUGCCUUCCUCCGAGAAGACAAUCAUAUAGUCCCAGGUGUAGACGAUGCACAGGAAUUCUUGGGAACCGUAAAGAGUAUGAACAUCAUGGGAAUGACCAAUGACGAUUUUAGUGCCAUUUUCAGAGUAGUGUCAGCCGUUAUGUUAUUUAGCAAGAUGGAAUUCAAACAAGAUCGUAGUUCUGAUCAAGCUACGCUACCUGAUAAUACUGUAGCCCAAAAAAUAGCUCAUUUACUAGGACUUUCCGUUACAGACAUGACACGAGCAUUCUUGAAACCUAGAAUUAAAGUUGGUAGAGACUUCGUUACUAAAAGUCAGACCAAAGAACAAGUCGAAUUUGCCGUUGAAGCUGUUUCGAAAGCUUGCUAUGAACGUAUGUUUAAGUGGUUAGUAACCAGAAUUAACAGAUCACUUGGUAGAACUAAGAGACAAGGUGCCAGUUUCAUUGGUAUUCUAGAUAUUGCUGGUUUUGAAAUCUUCGAUCUUAACUCGUUUGAACAGUUGUGCAUAAAUUACACCAACGAAAAGUUGCAGCAACUCUUCAACCACACCAUGUUCAUCUUGGAACAAGAAGAAUACCAACGAGAAGGAAUAGAGUGGAAGUUCAUCGAUUUUGGUUUAGAUUUACAGCCAACAAUUGAUCUGAUAGACAAACCUAUGGGAAUUAUGGCCCUGUUAGAUGAAGAAUGUCUUUUCCCUAAAGCGACUGAUAAAACUUUUGUUGACAAACUAGUAACUUCCCAUUCCGUACAUCCCAAGUUCAAGAAGAGUGACUUCCGUGGAGUAGCCGAUUUCUCAAUUAUUCAUUAUGCUGGAAAAGUCGACUACUGCGCUAACCAGUGGUUGAUGAAGAAUAUGGACCCACAAAAUGAAAACGUUGUCUCGUUACUGCAAACUUCCCAGGAUCCUUUCGUUGUACAUAUCUGGAAAGAUGCUGAAAGCUUAGGAAGAGCCAAAGGAAUGUUCAGAACUGUGUCUCACCUCUACAAAGACCAAUUAGCUAAUUUAAUGGUUACUUUACGUAAUACAAAUCCCAACUUUGUUCGUUGCAUCAUUCCUAACCAUGAUAAAAGAGCUGGCAAGAUUGAUGCUCCUUUAGUUUUAGAUCAACUCAGAUGUAAUGGUGUAUUAGAAGGUAUUCGUAUUUGUAGACAAGGUUUCCCUAACAGAAUACCUUUCCAAGAAUUUAGACAGAGAUACGAACUUCUAACACCAAACGUUAUCAACAAAGGCUUCAUGGAUGGCAAAAAAGCCUGCGAAGCAAUGAUCAAAUCACUUGAAUUGGAUAAAAACUUGUACAGGGUUGGACAAUCUAAAAUCUUCUUCAGAGCUGGUGUUCUGGCACAUCUUGAAGAAGAAAGAGAUUAUAAGAUUACAGAUCUCAUUGUUAACUUCCAAGCUUUCUGUAGAGGAUUUCUCUCUAGAAGAAACUACCAGAAGAGAGUCCAACAACUUAAUGCUAUCCGAAUUAUCCAAAGAAAUUGUUCCGCUUAUCUAAAACUAAGAAACUGGCAAUGGUGGAGGUUGUACACUAAAGUCAAACCAUUACUUGAAGUAACCAAACAAGAAGAAAAACUGAUGCAAAAAGAAGAUGAGCUCAAGCAAGUGAAAGAUAAACUCGAUCACCAUAUCAAAGCAGCUGAAGAAUAUGAACAAAAGUAUCAACUUGCUCAAGAGGAAAAGACCGUCCUUCAAGAACAAUUACAGGCUGAAGUAGAAUUAUGUGCUGAAGCUGAAGAAAUGCGGGCUAGGUUAACUGCCCGAAAACAGGAAUUAGAAGAAAUCUUACACGACCUGGAAGCUAGAAUCGAAGAGGAAGAAGAGAGAACUACCACUUUAAACAAUGAUAAGAAAAAAUUGCAACUUACCAUUCAAGAUUUGGAAGAACAAUUAGAGGAAGAGGAAGCUGCUAGACAAAAGAUUCAAUUAGAAAAAGUACAAUGCGAUCAUAAACUUAAAAAAUUAGAAGAAGAUCUAGCUUUAAGUGAAGACAGUAAUCAGAAACUUCUGAAAGAAAAGAAAGCAUAUGAAGAGCGCAGUAAUGAUUUAAGCCAAGCCUUAGCCGAAGAAGAGGAAAAGGCUAAACACUUGGCUAAACUGAAAGCUAAACACGAAUCGACUAUUGCAGAAUUAGAAGAACGUCUAUUAAAAGAUCACCAACAAAGACAGGAGACAGAUCGCUCCAAAAGGAAAAUCGAAACUGAAGUAAACGAUCUCAAAGAACAAGUGAAUGAAAAACGCAGCCAAAUAGAAGAUCUCCAACUGCAAUUAGGUAAAAGAGAAGAAGAAUUAGCUCAGGCCAUGGUCAAGGUAGAUGAAGAAGGCGCCCAAAAAGCUCAAGCUCAGAAAGCUCUUAGAGAACUAGAAAGCCAACUUACUGAAUUACAAGAGGACCUCGAAGCUGAAAAGGCGGCCAGAAGCAAGGCUGAAAAAAUGAAGAGAGAUCUUAACGAAGAACUAGAGGCAUUGAAGAACGAACUUCUAGAUUCAUUAGAUACUACGGCUGCUCAACAAGAACUCAGAUCAAAGCGAGAACAGGAACUUGCCGGUUUGAAGAAAACUUUGGAAGAUGAAGCUCAAUUGCAUGAAGUUACGCAGGCUGAUAUGAGACACAAACAUUCUCAGGAACUCGCAUCUUUGAAUGAACAAUUAGAGAACCUGAAGAAACUUAAAGCUAAUCUCGAAAAAACUAAACAAAGCCUCGAAGCUGAAAACGCCGACCUGACAAGCGAACUCAGGAACGUUGGAGCUAGUAGACAAGAAGGCGAAAGACGGCGUAAACAAGCUGAGAGUCAAUUGGCUGAACUAUCUGCUAAAUUAUCGGAAGUAGAUAGGUCGAAAAUUGAGCUACAAGAAAAAACUAUUAAAUUGCAACAAGAACUAGAAAAUGUUGUGCAACAGCUAGAAGCAGCUGAGCUCAAAGCAUCUGCUGCCGUAAAAAGUCAAGCUACGAUGGAAUCCCAAUUUACCGAAGCUCAGACGGCUCUAGAAGAAGAAACUAAACAGAAACUAGCCCUAAGCUCUAAAUUGAGACAACUGGAAUCUGACAAAGAAGCCUUGCAAGAACAAAUGGAAGAGGAAGAGGAAGCCAGGAAGAAUAUCGAGAAACAAGUUGCUAUUAUGACUGUACAACUUGUUGAAGCCAGGAAAAAAGCCGAGGAUGAAGCUGAACAAGCUGCCAUAUUAGAAGAAAGUAAGAAGAAAUUGGCUAAAGAUUUGGAGUUAUUACAAAGGCAAGUAGAGGAACUAACAGCUGCCAAUGACAAACUAGAAAGAAGCAAAAAGAAGAUAGCUGCCGAAUUAGAAGAUGCAAAUAUUGAUCUCGAAACUCAAAGACAGAAAGUUUCUGAACUAGAAAAGAAGCAGAAGAACUUUGAUAAGGUUCUAGCUGAAGAAAAAGCUGUUAGUGAACAAUUGGCUGCCGAAAAGGAUGUUGUAGAAAAAGAAGCUAGAGACAAGGAAACCUUAGUAUUAUCCCUGAAACGCGAACUUGACGACUCUAACGUUAAAAUUGAAGAAUUGGAAAGAAUGCGAAGGACGUUACAAGGCGAACUUGAUGAAUUGGUCAACAACCAAGGUACAGCUGAUAAGAACGUUCACGAAUUAGAAAAGGCUAAGAGAUCCCUAGAAAGUCAAUUAGCGGAACUUAAAGCCCAAAACGAAGAGUUAGAAGACGAAUUACAAUUAACCGAAGACGCCAAACUAAGAUUGGAAGUUAAUAUGCAAGCUCUUAGAGCCCAAUUCGAAAGAGACAUACAAGCAAAGGAAGAACAAGCCGAAGAAAAGAGACGAGGCAUCGUUAAACAACUGAGAGAUCUCGAAGCCGAAUUGGACGAGGAAAGAAAACAAAGAGCAGCCGCGGUUAUUGCCAGGAAGAAGUUGGAAGGUGAUAUUAAAGAAUUAGAAAGCCAAAUUGAACUUCACUGUAAGGUCAAAGAAGAUGCCCUCAAACAGUUGAAAAAAUCUCAGCAACAAUGCAAGGAAGCGAUCAGAGAUGCCGAAGAAUGCCGAGCGGCAAGAGAUGAAUAUGCAGCUUCGAGCAAAGAGGCCGAAAGGAAAGUUAAGACUUUGGAAGCGGAGGUGCUUCAACUCACAGAUGACGUCGCUAAUUCCGAGAAAUCCAGAAGGGCAGCUGAAGCCGAAAGAGACGAAUUAUUAGAAGAAAUAAACAGUAGUAAUAGCAAAGGUAGUUUACUGAUCGACGAAAAACGUAGGUUAGAAGCUAGAAUAGCUACUUUAGAGGAAGAAAUCGAGGAAGAACAAAGCAAUAACGAGAUACUGCAGGACAGGGCCAGAAAAGCGCAAUUGUCCAUUGAACAAUUGACCGCGGAAUUGUCGAGCGAACGGUCGGCGGCGCAGAAGCAGGAAUCGCAGCGAUUGUUGCUCGAAAGGCAAAACAAAGAACUCAAAGCCAAACUGGCGGAACUCGAAACUGCUCAAAGAACAAAGACCAAGGCGCAUAUUGCCGCUUUAGAGAGCAAGAUAUCGAACCUAGAGGAACAGCUUGAUGUGGAAGCAAAGGAACGUCUUGUCCAACAAAAAACCAACCGCAAAUUGGAUAAAAAAGCAAAGGAAUUGGUCAUGCAAUUGGACGAUGAACGUCGACACGCGGAUCAGUACAAAGAACAAGUUGAAAAGGCUAACGCGCGCGUCAAAGCCCUCAAACGGCAGUUAGACGAAGCCGAAGAAGAAGUGACUAGAGAGAAAGCGCAAAAGCGAAAGGCUCAAAGGGAAUGUGAAGAUAUGUUGGAAUCGCAUGAAUCCAUGACCAGGGAAAUCAACAACUUAAAGAGUAAAUUGAGGCGAGGUACAAUGGGCAUUUCUUCAUCGAGACUGAGCUCGGCGAAACGCGGGUCGAUUCAAACCAGCGGCAAUGGUUCCGGGGACGAUUCCACCACCCAAGACGAAGCCAUGGACGGGGAUGACGCUCCCAAUUAAACCCAUCAUUAUUUUAUACCUUAAUUUGUGCCGUUUUAUUUUUUAUUCAUUUUCAAACAAACAUUUAACUGCUUUUUACCGAGCGAGUCGCUUCUUGUACAUAUAAUUUUUUUUCUAGUACUUAGCAACGUAUUUAUAUUUGUUUAGAUUAAGGUUGAUUUAAUUUUGCUGAUUAUACUAUACACUUUUAUUUUAUUUCGAUACUAAGAAGUAGCUUGUCGAGGUGGGUAUUAAAUUCGUACUAUAUAUACAAGGGCUUUCAAAAAAUAAACUGUUGAAUUUGUCUUUAACUGAAAUGGACGCUAAUCUAAACAAUUAUUAUUUACAAAAAAGAGGCCAGAAGCAUUUAUUUAAUAUAUAGGGCCUACCAUUUAAUGGAUUUCUUGGGGACACGGAUGCAUGCUUAUAAAAAAAAUGAAUCCGUGAAUAUUUUUUUAAACCGAUUUAAGUUAGCUUUUUUUUUAUUUAACAAAUUUCUAAUAAUCUUUAUAUUACGCAUUUUGUUCCGUUUGUAGUAUUUUAUUAUUUAUGCAUUUUUUUAUAACCUGAUGACAAGUAUUUUUUUAAAAAGCAACUGCAAUUGGUUAGUUAUUUGUGUACCAGUUUUGCAUUAUCUAUCAAGUAUAUAUGAAUUUAAUAGUCAAUAAUGCUAAUAAUAUAUAAAUAUUUAAAAAAACUAGCAAAUUAACCUUUUGAUACACAUUAUAUUUUGUAGAGUAUAUAUUUUGUAAAGACAUCUAUUUUAGUCCGACAUGAUUUUGAUAUGCAUGUUUUUGUAUAAACAAUUUCUUGCAUUUUGUAAAUAUCUUAAGCAUAAUUGUGGGGGUUCAGGGCUCAUUUCAUUAUUUUUACCGAGUUAAAUAAAAUUAUAUAUAAAUAA
Molecule: messenger RNA, 6831 nt
Organism: Psylliodes chrysocephalus
Lineage: Eukaryota; Metazoa; Arthropoda; Insecta; Coleoptera; Chrysomelidae
Source: the annotation of a GenBank genome assembly